Messenger RNA from Gadus macrocephalus (Pacific cod), 3629 nucleotides. RefSeq names its product hook microtubule-tethering protein 1 (gene hook1). Gene Ontology annotation, biological process: cytoskeleton-dependent intracellular transport; cytoplasmic microtubule organization. Lineage: Eukaryota; Metazoa; Chordata; Actinopteri; Gadiformes; Gadidae. Gene Ontology annotation, molecular function: dynein light intermediate chain binding; microtubule binding. The transcript has 22 exons. The record is from RefSeq and is a predicted model, not a curated record. The coding region runs from base 115 to 2265 and encodes 716 amino acids. Gene Ontology annotation, cellular component: cytoplasm; centrosome.
UAUGCCCCAAUACGCCAUUUACGUUACGCACCUACCUCUCACAGGUGAGGUCAAAUGCAGAGUAAAAGUAAGGGGGGAUAGAAUUUCGGAUAGCCUAAUUCAAACGAAGAAGACAUGGACGACAACAAAGCAGUUUUGUGCGAAAGUCUUUUAAUAUGGUUGCAGACCUUCAAUACCCCCUCAUCCUGCUCCACUUUGACGGAACUGACCAAUGGAGAGGCCAUGUCCCAAGCCCUGCAUCACAUAGACUCUGUGUGGUUCAGCAAAAGUUGGCUUGGUCGUAUUAAACCAGAUGUGGGGGACAACUGGAGACUGAAGAUGAACAACCUGAAGAAGAUCCUUCAGAUGAUGGUGGAUUAUUAUAAUGAGGUUCUCGGGGAGCAGAUGUCGGACUUCCCCCUGCCGGACGUGGCGCUGGUGGCGGAGCACACCGACCCGCUGAACACGGGCCGUCUGCUACAGCUCAUCCUGGGCUGCGCCGUCAAAUGUGACCGCAAGCAAGAAUACAUUCAGAUCAUCAUGACCUUGGAGGAGUCGGUGCAGCAUGUUGUCAUGACCGCCAUUCAAGAGCUCAUGAGCAGAGAGACUGUCUGCUAUUCUGGCUCAGAGCAACCCGGGGACCUGGAACAGCAGCUGAAAAAGACCCGGGAGGACUUUGCAUCUCUUUCCGCUGAGAAGGAAGAGUUGGCCCAGCGCUGUCAGGAGCUGGAUGUACAGGUGACAAUCCUCCAAGAGGAGCGGAACAGCUUAUUGGCCGAGAAUGAUGUGCUGACCGACCGAGCCAAUCAGCUGGACACGUUCGACGACCCGAGCACACCGUCGGGAAGGAAACACAGCCAGCUGCAGCUGCAACUGGAGUCCUUGCAGGAGGAAACCUUCAGAUUGGAGGCUGCUAAGGAUGACUACCGGAUCCACUGUGAGGAGCUAGAGAAGCAGCUGAUCGAGGUGCAGCACCGCAACGACGGGCUCACCGGCCUGGCGGAGGAGUCUCGAGCCCUCAAGGAUGAGCUGGACAUCCUCAGGAGUUGCUCGGACCGCGCGGUGAAGCUGGAGGCGUCGGUGGAAACCUACCGCCGCAAGCUGGAGGACCUGGGAGACCUGCGGCGGCAGGUGAAGCAGCUGGAGGAGAAGAACAUGACAUACAUGCACAACACCGUCAGCCUGGAGGAGGAGCUGACCAAAGCCAACGCCGCGCGCACUCAACUGGAGACCUACAAGAGACAGGUCCAGGAGCUCCACAAGAAGUUGUCUGAUGAAACGAGGCGAGCCGACAACCUGGCCUACGACAUGAAGAAGUUUGAGGAGAAAUACGAAACCCUGACGAAGGAGAAAGAGAGGGUGAUCAUUGAGAGAGACUCUCUGAAGGAAACCAACGAGGAACUGCGAUGCACACAGGCCCAGCAGGAGCACCUCCGACAAGCAGGAAUGCUUCCGGCUGGAAGCCCCACCCAUGAGAACCUGGCGGCUGAGAUAAUCCCAAUAGAACACAGAGAGAAGUUCAUCCGCCUACAGCACGAGAACAAGAUGCUGCGGCUGCAGCAGGAGGAGUUUGAGAGGGAGAAGAUCAGCGAUCUGCAGACCCAGCUGGAGGAGUCCCACCGCACACGUAGCGAGCUGGACACCGACAACAGGCUGAGCCGUGAAAGGAUGGCUGAGCUGCAGCAGCAGGUGGAGGACCUCCAGAAGGCUCUGCAGAGCCAGGCGGCCCAGCCCGACGACUCCAACCUGAAGAGGAAACUUGACGCCCACAUGGUGCAGCUGAACGAGGCUCAGGAUGAGAUCAUGAAGAAGAAGGAGCUGUUGGAGGACCUCCAGCCCGACAACACUCAGACCUCGUUGAGGCUGGAUGAGCUGAUGGCCGCCCUGAAGAAGAAGGACGAUGACAUGAAAGCCAUGGAAGAACGCUACAAGAUGUACCUGGAGAAGGCACGCAAUGUGAUCCGAGCCCUGGAUCCCAAACUGAACCCGGCCACCGCAGAGAUCCAGGCCCUAAAGAGCCUGGUACUAGACCGGGACAGACGGAUCCUCACCCUGGAGCGGGAGUGUGAGCAGGCCAAGCUGAGGGAGUACGAGGAGAAGCUCAUUGUCACGGCCUGGUAUAAUAAGAGUCUGAGCUUCCAUAAGCUGGCCAUGGAGUCUCGCCUGGGGGACCGUUCCGCCUCCUCGCUGCCCCUGGGUCCGUCCUUCCUGUCCCAGCAGCGCCAGGUCACCAACGCCACACGCCGGAUUCUGCCAGUCAACAUGCCCGCCUCCACUACCAAGUAGACCCGACCCUCCCAACCUGCCACUGUUCGGUCAUCGAUCCACUCUCUUGUAAUCGACAUGUAAGCACACAUAGAAGCAAGCAAACACUUAAGUGGCCUUAUACCUUUCUAAGAGCUGCUCAUGUCGGCCAUCCCUCCAAUGGCUGAUGGUCUAUUGCUUGAAUGAAGCUCCGCCUCUGAGGUCGUCGUGUGCGUUUCAAACUGUUCCACUGGACACUGGCUGGGGGGGGGGUGAAUACAUGAAUGGACAUUGCAGAACUCGUGGGGCAUGUGCGUAAGUGCUCACCUUUCCAGAUUGCACUGAUGAACCAAUGCUCACUCCCUCAAUGACUUCUGACUUUUGAAUUGGGGUUAUUUACCAGAAGGCUCGGUAACCUGGGUAGUACUUGGUACUUUGUCAUGUAUAUUAAUAUAUACUUGUAUACUACUAGGUACAUUCAUGUAUUUUACUAGGUACUUUGCUAUGUAUACAACUAGGUACUUUAAUGUAUACUACUAGGUGCUUUGCUAUGUAUACUACUAGGCACUUAAUCUGACAAUCCCUUUCUUAGCUGCUUUCGAUUUUCAUGAUCUUUAAUUGUAAGAAAGCGCAUGAAUGCAGAAUCAUAUUAUAAACAAAUGCCUACUAUAUGAAUGUGAUCACAACUUUAAAAAUGAAGUUCAAUCUAAUGCCAGCUAAAGAUUAUUUAAAAUGAAUGGUAAUGUGAAAUUGUACUGAUACCCUAUGCAGCUAUAAAAGGCUCUUGCCUUGUAAUUCAGAAGAUAAAUAAUUAUAUUGUAACCAAUACAUCUAUAACACAGUGGCAUUUAUUAUGUCAUGUUCUGGUGCUGGUCACCAGCUGCAACUACAGGUCCAUUUCAGGUUUUUUUAUUGAAAAAAAUGAAGGCAAGCUUAUUCCUUAAACAUGGAUCUAUUUGGUAUUUCAUGUUUACUAAGAAAGGUCUGAGACUACAAGCCUCUUAAUCUAAACAAAUUCAUUCAGGCCCGUUUCAGUUCCCCAUUCUUCUUUUGUUUGUUUGUUUCCUCUACUUGUACUUUGUUUUGUCCGCAUUAAUCAAUGGACUGAUAUAAAUUGGUAUAAUGCUCUGGUAAUGAAGAUUGUGUAACCUUUGGACCCAAAUGUACUCAUGGUUUAGCUUCUAUACUUUACCUGCUAAAUUCAUACAAUCACCUUUCUCCGAUUGGAAGUAGGGAACUGUAAACGCUUUCCCCGAGGUAAACUGUGUGUGGAAGAAUGUAACUUGAGAUAGAAAUUCAACAGGUGAAGGAACAGAACAGCUCUGUUGGAUAUGUCAACGUAGCUUUGGUUUAGAUGCUUUCUUGCAUGCAUUUGUGAGAGAACAUUAAACAUUUCUUUGUCUUUC